UUAUGUGCUAUGGUGGUGCCUUAAACAUGUUCACUUAUGUGAUUUAUUAAUCCUGUAGAGUCCAUCGUUAGGUAUUAAGUAUUAAGAGAAACCAUUCACAGCGAAAAUGACAAGGACUGUUUUGAUUUUACUGGUGCUUUCUGCCGCAUGGACAACAUCGAUUCGGUGCCGGAGUUUACCACCAAGUGCACAAAAUUUGAUAGGCCACCAACCCGUUCGCAACCACUCACAACUUUUCGAUCGGUUCCCAAGCCCUAUCCCGGUCCCGCAACCCAGUUAUGGUUAUGUCGAUGGUUCUGUGGACGAUACGCAAAUCGAUAGGACAGCUUAAGCCCUAACGGAUCUUUGAUGUCGACCUGAACACAGUGGUAUGACAAUUGAAACCCAAACGGUCAGUGAAUUCUGCGUCGAUUACCAAACACCUUUCCGAGGAGUGUUUCGAUCGUACGGCUAAAGACCAAAGCUUGUCAAACCGUCCAAAAAUAUUGUCCAGACAACGAUCGAAUUAUGGUUACGAUGUCCGAGUACUGAGAAAACGUUAAUACGAAAUUGUAUGAGACGAGAUAGUCCUGAUCUCCCUUGGAUGUUGCGCCUUCUUGAUUAGUAUUAUAAUCACACUGACUAUCUGCUGUUGCAUAAACGAUAAGAGCAGCACGAGGAAAAUUUCCUGUCUAGAAAGACGAAGUUCUCCACCGAGCAUUAGUCUUUCACCCACAAUGGACUCCAGAAGAGUAGACAGCUUUUGCAGAAGGGAAAUCAGUUUCGACCCAGGAUCGUACAGGUGCAAAGAUACACACGACUCCGGGCCCGUGCUCAAGCUCGGACUUGGACUUGGACUAAUAAAACUUGGACUCGGACCACACUCGGACAUCUUAAUUUGGACUUUUAGAACUUGGAUUUCUAAACUGGGACUUGGACUCUUCAAGCCUCGGGCAAAGCUGUUUACAGCACUUCCCCGCGUAACCACCUCGUAUAGAGAAAACGUCUUCAUCCAAAACCGUGCGAUUCAAGCGCGAGAGGAUAGGAUUCAAAGGUCGGAAAAUUUUGUUCGCAUUUGGACUGAAACUAUUCGACUACGAACCGAUACUGCUCCAGCACAGAAGCGCAACAUUCUCAAGUGGAAGGAUGUAGCUAGAAUAAAUGCACACAGUGACAAAUGGGAACAGACUGGUUUUCAAACUGGAUUUUCCGUAACGGAUGACGAUCGGCAAAACGAAGUGGCAAAGUUCGAAGCCAAGGUGGUUAGCCAGAUGUUGUCAGAAACCUUUCUUGCAUGGGAGCACACUAUUGUAGCACCCGGAACGAUAACUGCAGUCCGAAAUUACAGCGUCUUGGCAUGGGAAAAUAUUGUUCAAGCUCAACUACUUGAUUUUGGAGCAGGGAAUACAAUCUAUCGUCGUCAAGCAUUUGCCUGCAUUCCUCGUGCAUGGGAUUUGAUUGUUCAGACUAUGUUGCCUUACCUGAUUGAUGUAGAGUUUUUUCGACAUUUCGUUACUGAUGAGCGUAACACCAGCACAAUAAACCAAUACACCACCAAAUUUCAGGGAGGGUUGAUGAAGUCAAAGAUGGCUAAAAGUAUCACUGAGAUAUGCAAAGAAAUUGCGCUACUUCCCAACCCUGAAUUUCUGUCUGCUUUAUGUCUGCUAUGGACAUGCCUUAGCCUCACCGUGUGCCACAUGGGAAACCUGAUUCAAGAUUUGGUAAAUCAAAGUAACAACCCGAUAAAGGACGACCCAGGCUCAAAAAUACUCAUGAACGAGCUAUCUCUUAUGAUGUUUCGGGAUUGCAUCGUGUGCCACGAAUUCAUCCGUACUAAACUUCGCACUGCCAUAAUGAACAAGAGGAAACACGAGGAAUUUCUCGGAGAAGGCAUCAUGCGCGGCAUUUAUGAUAUGCUAACUGACCUAGGAAAAGGAGCACCGUAUGUGUACGACACAAUCCUCGGAGAUCCUGAUUUGAUGCUGCUUUAUAACCGACUUUGGGGCCAGUUCAAAACUUGCGUCAUACAGAGGCAGGAUAUGAAGUUUGUUGAAAAAUAUAAUAUGCUUCUUGGAAAAAGCAAGAGUGAAGGAAAUAAGCCAGAGGAAAUUGUACUGUUUGGCAGAACGUGUCGCUAUAGCUACCGCAUCACGGACUAUCUUGGUGGGGGAAGCUUUGGUGCGGUUUAUGAAGGAGUUAUCACAGAGAGUGGCAAUUUUACCGGAGACGAACAACAACCAGUCGCAAUUAAGGUCGUAACUCUGGAGACGCAGUCAAAGCUAAUGGAAGACAAUAACAAGUGGACCUCUUGGUGCCGGCGGAUGAACACCAUCGUUGAGUUAAACCAUCCACACAUUGUUACUUAUCACAAAGUUACACUAGUAGCGGCGAGUCGAGGCGCUCUCGUCGAAAUUAUGAUGGAUUACUGCGAUGGAGAUUUGUCUGACCUUUUAGAACGACAGAAAAGAAUUCGGUUACAUGUCUCCACCGACGAAUCGACAAAGUUGUUACUGGAUUGUCCAGCAGUUGUGCGUUACGCUUCGGAAAUCGCUGACGGCUUACAGUUUCUUCAUUACAACGAUAUCGUGCACGGUGAUCUAAAACCAGCAAAUAUUCUCACACGGUUUAGCAGACAGGAGAUUCGGAUGAUAAUCGGCGAUUUGGACGAUAGCGUGCAGUUACAACGUUUUGACACUCGUUCUUGCGACAUCCAACAUAUUCGUGGAACAAUCCGCUAUAUGGCGCCAGAGGUUCUCCAGAAGCUUGUUGCACUGGCUCCGAAACUCCUGGACGGAAAUCUGACAUGUGGAGUUAUGGUUGUAUAAUCCUGGAGAUGGCUAAUUGUGCACUGGAGAUCCAUAAACAGUGGCUUUCGAAAGAAACUGAAAAGUGGGAAGCUGGACCCGCAAUGGAUGACUGUCAGUUCAUAAAAUUAAUAGCAGAAGACGGCUUUAUUCCAUAUGUUGAUGACCGUAUUCCUGCAGAAAUUGCCGAAUGUGUUCGCCGCAGCUUGUGUUUACUAAAGAAUGACAGAAGUUCUGCAAUGGAGUUGUUCAAAUUUCUAAACUUCAUUAGACAAAAUAGUUGCGACUAUGUGCUUCAAGUUGAUGAAUUUACGGCCUUGUAGGAUUACAAAUGGGAAUCAACUGGACUAACGGUGUGGAUUCCUUUAUUGUGAAAUUGUGAAAUAAUAACUUUU
Molecule: messenger RNA, 3178 nt
Organism: Paramacrobiotus metropolitanus
Lineage: Eukaryota; Metazoa; Tardigrada; Eutardigrada; Parachela; Macrobiotidae
Exons: 10
Coding region: 717-2804 (695 amino acids)
Biological process (GO): protein phosphorylation
Molecular function (GO): ATP binding; protein kinase activity
Source: RefSeq, a predicted model, not a curated record